This is a messenger RNA of Zymoseptoria tritici IPO323, 873 nucleotides long. RefSeq lists its product as uncharacterized. The transcript has a single exon. Bases 1 to 873 code for a protein of 290 amino acids. Gene Ontology annotation, molecular function: S-adenosylmethionine-dependent methyltransferase activity. The record is from RefSeq and is a predicted model, not a curated record. NCBI's taxonomy places the organism in Eukaryota, Fungi, Ascomycota, Dothideomycetes, Mycosphaerellales, Mycosphaerellaceae.
AUGUCCGCCUCCGCCUCCGCCGACCUCCACUCCACCGACCGACAAAUCCUCAAAGAAACCUUCGCCAACACCGACCCCUCCACCCACACCUCCCACUGGGAAUCCCUCUGGUCCAAAUCCACGACACCGUGGGACCGUUCCGGCCCCUCCCUCGCCCUCAAAGACGCCAUCCUCUCCAAACCCUCCAUCUUCGGCCCCACCCCAUCCAGCAAAGACCAAUCCACCACGUGCAGAAAACGAGCCCUCGUACCAGGUUGCGGAAGAGGCUACGACGUCCUCCUCCUCGCCUCCUUGGGAUACGACACCGUGGGCUUGGACGCGAGUAAAACCGCCAUCGCCGCCGCCGAGUCCCUCAAGAACACCCUCACUUCCCAGCCAGACCCAGCUUACGCCCCUCCCGCGGAGUCAGACAUUACACCGGGAACAGCGACUUUUCUCGAAGCAGAUUUCUUCAAAACAUUACCCUUGUUGCCAAAGAAUGCUGAGGGAGAGGAAGAAACUUUCGACCUCAUCUUCGACUACACCUUCCUCUGCGCUCUCCCGCCUUCUCUCCGCCCUGCCUGGUCGGCACGUUUACACUCCCUCCUCACUCCCGAGACAGGGCGGCUGGUGUGUCUGGAGUGGCCGUUGCAUAAAGCUCCCAGCGAGGGUGGGCCGCCGCAUGGGUUGACGGGGGAGUUGUAUGGGGAGUUACUUGGUAAGCCGGGUGGGGAGGUGGAGUAUGACCUCGACGGGGUGGUGGUUGUGGGGAGUAAUCGUGGGAAUGGGAAGGGGAAGGAGGGAGGGUUCGAGAGGGUGGAGAGGUGGAUGCCGGAACGGACGCAUGAGGCGGGGAAGGGGAAGGAUUAUGUCAGUGUUUGGAGGAGGGUGUGA